UUCAGGGCGUUUCACGAUUAAAUAACAUGACUACGGGUAUUAGUGCUCGAAAUCCAAAGAUUCCACCUAAGAAGCAGGCUUGUUUUCAUAUCGAUUUCGUGUAAGUAUCGACGGCGUAACAUAUGCUCAUAUUAUGCAAAUUUGGCGGCAACCGACUCUGUACGAAGUGACUACAACCACUUCAAAUCCCAUGCCGCGCGCGUGAUGGAUCUUGACAUGGUAAUGACAUGUUUGAUCGCCUUUAAGCCAAUGAAAAUUUUCCGUUUCUGGAGAAACGGCAUCCUGCAAGCAGAGCACGCAGGGUGAAGAAACUGAAGUCCACAGACCCUCUAUUUUUGUCUUUCCCUAAGAGCACCCAUUGCGUUUGCGCUUUUUCAAAUCCCCUGCGGUUAACACUUUUGUUUGCGGUCUCGACGAACUCGAGACUGAAUAGAAUUUAUUCUAAACGGAUUCCGUUACGACUCCAAGUGCUAUCUUUAUGUCGUUGUUUCUCUCCGUUUCUUUUUGAAAUGUUGUCAAGAAGGGAGCAAAUGGUUAAUACUGUGGCUACUGUAGUCGCCAUUGCAGUUGUUGUGGCAGGAUGUUUUUACUACCGGAACAUGGCAAGUCAAGAUCAACGUAUUCAAGCAGUUUUGGACGGACUGAAAUCUUUGGAACAGGAAAAUUCAGUUGUUGGCUCACCUAAAGUGGCUACCUGUUUUGAAGCAACUAUGGAUUAUUUCGUUGACUCUGUGGGGUUGUUAGAAGCACUGAAACUUGAACCUCCCCGGGAAGCAAUACCUCAUGACGUUGUGAAAACCGAAAAGGAACUUCUGGAAACAUUUGCUUUCUUUUUCAAUCACAGCGCAGCUUCAUCGCGAUACUUGUCAGACAAGGAGCUUUUUCGUAAGAUGAUUAUCAAAGCCCAGGAAAUUGAAGGAACUCGAAAACUUAUUGGGGGCAGCGGAUUACAAAUUGGCAAGCGAUUUGCAUUGGAUGGGUGUAAUGUUCUUGCUGCUGCUGAUUCCUCUGCAGAGUUACUGGAGAUGCUACCUGAGAAUUUGACUACAACGGGAAACACUGUGGAUGUUGAUGAUGUCCAUUUGCUGCUGGAAUAUCCUGCGCACUUUCCCUGGGGAAAUUAUAUGUCACAAAGAGCUAACAGGUUGGUGCUACAUAGUGAUGAACACAAUCCUUACUUGAAAUCAAUGGAAAAAUUUCAGGAGAAAUUAAAAUACUUUUCGCCAUCAAUAUUGGUGGUUGCUGGUCUCCAAAGGCUGGAAAACUUUCCAGUCUUUAGUCCUGGUGACAGUGGUAAACUUUUAGAAAAGCUGUCAUCUUUCCUUGAGACUGUGGAUGUUCCAAUCCAUUUUGAAAUGGCAUCGUUCCACCAAGAAACGUUCUUUGAUGAACUUUUACAGUACGUAAUACCUUAUUCAAGUUCUAUUGGCAUGAAUGAACAGGAGCUUCCUAACUUAUGGAGUAAACUCCUUUAUGGAAACAUUACAGUUGUUUCCAGUCAGAAACCAAGGGUAGCAAAAGUGCUGGAUCUCAUGAGGGAUGUUUAUAAGAUUUCAAGAGGGAAUUAUGGGAAAGGAAGAAAGAGGCAGCUGACUCGAUUGCAUGUCCAUACUCUUGCUUUUCAAGUGAUUCUAACCACCGAAGGAUCACACUGGAAAAAUACUAAGGCAGCUGCUGCAAAAGCUUCUCUGACGGCAACGAGGCAUGUCUGUGGCUCAAAGGAAAUUGAUCCCAAGAAAUCUAAGUUAUUUAUGGAUGAUUCAUUUUCCAAGAGUAUAGCUCCAGGUAGCCCUAGAGUUCAAUUCGAUUCCAAUUCACCUGUGUCUUGCUGGAAUGAGGAAGAUUACAAAAUUUGUGUUGCUCCAGUGUUAGUUUGUACUCAAGUGUUGCAGACAGGAGGUGGUGGUGACCAUAUUACAGCAGGAGGCUUGGUAUUACAGAUUUAGGCUGUAUACUAUUAUUUGGGUUUAACACUACUCUCACUGUUUCUGAAAAUAAAUAGAGAUUACUGCACGGUAAUGUUCACAAAAGACCGUGUUUGACCACAUUUCCAAAC
Molecule: messenger RNA, 2056 nt
Organism: Orbicella faveolata
Lineage: Eukaryota; Metazoa; Cnidaria; Anthozoa; Scleractinia; Merulinidae
Product: ADP-dependent glucokinase-like
Biological process (GO): glucose metabolic process
Cellular component (GO): endoplasmic reticulum
Molecular function (GO): ADP-specific glucokinase activity
Source: RefSeq, a predicted model, not a curated record